Messenger RNA from Apis laboriosa (Himalayan honeybee), 3654 nucleotides. RefSeq lists its product as uncharacterized. Gene Ontology annotation, cellular component: extracellular region. The transcript is spliced from 5 exons. NCBI's taxonomy places the organism in Eukaryota, Metazoa, Arthropoda, Insecta, Hymenoptera, Apidae. The record is from RefSeq and is a predicted model, not a curated record. Gene Ontology annotation, molecular function: growth factor activity; heparin binding. Gene Ontology annotation, biological process: mesoderm morphogenesis. Bases 398 to 877 code for a protein of 159 amino acids.
CACGCAGAAGAGAGAAGAGGUCGGAUUGUGGAACGGAUAGAGCGGUAGUGGCUCUGGCAGCAGCAACACGUAGUACACGGUAGCACCGCGACGAGAACGCACACGGUUUAUACCACGUCGCUUUAGUAGUCAGUAGACUCGCUUCGAGCCAGUUUCACUCGGUCCAGUGGCGCAGUCGCGUUACACGUAUAUAUUUUUUUCGUAUCUUCAACUACUACCAGCAUCAUCACUACUACAUCACCAUUACCAAUUACUACCAACGUCGUUGUUAUCACCACCUGCACCGUUGAGUGUGUCAACAUACAUACGUAACGUCAGCAGGAUCACCGAGUCAUCGGGUUGCUCCUGGGAGAUAAGUUACAGAAGAAAACGUAUAUAUCUUCGAGACGGCGCGAGAAUGAAGCUGUGGUGGAGUUUGGCGCUGGUCGGUGUCGCCCUCUUGAUGAUCAUUGUUACCGCCAGAGCGGAAUCUGAUCUCUGGGAAGAAGACGAUAAGGAAGUACUUGUGAGAACCGUUCGUGGCACUAAAGAACGAGCAUCCGGCAGUACUUCGUCGUGCAGAUACGUGAAGGGUCAAUGGUCGGAGUGCGACUCGAAAACCAACACUCGGUCCCGAACACUGAACCUUAAAAAGGGCGACAAGUCGUGCGAGCAGACCAAGACCAUCCAGAAAAAAUGCAAAAAAGCUUGCCGGUACGAAAAGGGCACGUGGAGCGGAUGCGUGAAUCAGCUGAUGACAAGAGUGGACAAUUUAAAAGCGAACAGUGAUACUUCAUGCGAAAAAACGCGUCGAUUGACCAAGAGGUGUAAACCGGAAACCAACACCAAAAAAUCACCCAAAGGAGAACGAGCAAGCAAGAAGUCGGGUAAACAAUAAAUGAGGAAAAUUGUCGAUCAAUCACUUAAUGGAGUACGCAGCGAUCUGUUCCAUAACAGGCAACGAAAAUACUAUCUUGUCUUUUUCACGUGAACUCUAAUUUUCAAAUGAACAGAGAAGGAAUGUAUUUUAAGUAUUGACAAUGAUUAUAAUUGAAAAAGAAAUUUCAAUACGAUCAUAAAAUCUGACUUUUAAACGUUUGAACGUUACUGUCAGUACAUGCUCCAUCGAUAAUAAUUAUCGAUUACAUGUUGGCUAUUUUCAGAAUUACUUCCAUUAUAUGUGGCCAAAUAUUAAUAAUUGCUAUACGAAUAUAUUAAAGAGUAUAGCUGGAUUCAAUAAUGUUUUUUUUUUUUUUUUUACAAUUCUGUUAACUCUGUAAUUGCUGUGUAUCGAUUUAUUUGAAUAUUAUCGAUCUUGUCCUCGAUACAGUGACAUAAUUAAAACAUUAAAAAUUAUUAAUUAUUCUUUGAUAUUGUAAUGAAUUUUUUUUCUUUCUUUUGUCAAAAAUAAUCUUUUGCCAAUUUUAAAUGAGUAAUCCGAUAAAUAUAAUAUAUAGUAAAUUGUAAAUAUAAUUGGCAAAAUAUAUAUUUUAUAAUAUAUGAAUUAUUAUUUUUUUAAGGAAAUAAUUUUUUCUUUUUUUUAUAUGUUUUAUAAAGUUACGAUUAUUAUUAUUAUAUUAUGCUACUGUAUCGAUGAUGAAACGUUUCAUGACAUGAUAAUUGUAUAGUAAUACACUGUGGUAAAACUUUUAGUAUCAAGAAUCAACACGAAAUGACUGCCGUUGAGAUUCUUUAUAAAAUAUAUUCUUGCUAGAAUAUAUGCAUCGUUACGAACCCAUACGAAUUUUCAACGUUGUACGAUUAUCAAUUAUAGCAUAAUAGAAAUUCCCAAUUAGAAAUAGUUUAUAUUUCUUUUAAAAUACGUCGAUGGAUAAAAAAAAAGAAGAAAGACAAGUGGACGAUCGACGGUCUCUAUAUAAAAUGCCCGUUAACUUUGUCUUCCUCUAAAAAAAUUAAAAUAUAUCAUCAUUAACACGAACAUUUUGUUCGUUUAAUUCGUUAGUUUUCCACGCACAUUCUUCUGCGUAUGAUUAUUUUAAGAUGGCUCUCUGUUCGGCUUUCUUUUCAUUAAUAUUUAUACUUAAAAUCAGGUACAAUAUUUGUGAACAGAGAUUUUAUCCUUUCAAUUGUCAUAUAGGUAAAUAUACCGUGUUUGAUGUUAACUAUGUCUUAUACAUUCAAAGGGUUUCCAAACUUUUCGGACGUUUUCAUUCUUAUUAGGAUAUAAUCGAGGUUCCAAGAUAUAAACUUACUUAUGCUAAUGAUAAAAGUAAUAAACUACUUUUUUACGAAAAAGAAUAUAGUUAAAAGUAAAUAAAUAUUAAAUAAAUAUUUAAAUAACUUUUAAAAUAUCAAAUUAAUUGGAAAGUUGUUUGAAAACUGCCGCGUCCUUAAGUUUGGGAAUCAGUGUUUUACGUGAUAAGCACGAUUAAAUAAUUAUUACCAUUUCUCCGAUAUGUACUAAUAAUUCUUCUCGACAAGACGUAACCUUCGCAUAAAAUGAAACGUCAAUAUAUACAGUCUCUUUAUAUGUGUCUCGUAUUAUCUCUGAAUGAAAAACUUAUAAUAACGAAAGCCAAAUGAGCAUAAAAAUCAAAUUAACAUAAUGCAAAAGUCUCAGGCUUCUCGUAGAUCUGGGGGCUAAUUAAAUUAAUUAGAACUCGUCUCUACGAGGUGUUCCAUUGAAACUAUAGAAAUCAAACCUUCCCCUUUCCGAAUACAAAAUUGUAUUUGUUUUUAAGUCUAGAUGUAUACGAAACAAGAAAAAUUCGAUAAAGUUAAUAAAAGUCAGUUAAUUCAGGUAAUGAUGCCGGGUAUAUACGGUAUAUCUGUAUAAAAAAAAAUAUUCAGCGAAUACAUACGGAUCGAUGGUAUUGAUCGGUAUCGAUGAUCGUAGAUUAGUCUACAUAUACCGUGUACGUCAUAUCAUGAUUAUACAUAAAAAGAAAAAAAAAUGAAAAAAACGAAUCUAUGAUAGAAUAAGAUAGCAUUAUCUACAUUCUAUGGUUUCUUCUAAUUAACUAUUAUUAAACGUCUAUUAAAGCGUAAUUAAAUAAUAACAUGCUUGACCUCUCUUUGUGUGGAACUUGAUGGAAGUUCUUCGUGUUUUAAACGCAUUGUAACAUAGCAUAAUAAUAAUAGAAGAUAUGCUAAUGAUUAGAAGUUAAAUUGUUCUUAAAUGCGAGUUGAAGUAUGGCAGAAGGAAGCCUUAAUUGCUUUUUCAAAUUUUAAUCCAUCAUUGUACUUGCAACAUAAUCAAAAGUCUUUCCAAAAAUGUUAUUGAUCUUUUGAGUAUACCAUUCAAAGUUUUUUAAUCAUUAUGCAUCCAUGUUGAUAUAUAGAUCGUUGAUGAAUUUAAAAUCAAAUCAUAAAUGAAGAAGAAUUCUGUUCGGUACUUUUCUAUAGAAUAGUAGCGAACGAAUUUAUAUCAGAUCAAAAGAAAAAAAAAAUGAAAAAUUAGUUAGUUAAGAAGAAUUCAAAAAAAAAAAAAAAGAUAUCUUUAAUAGGAAGUUUAAGUUUUAGUUGCCUAGGCAAUCAAAUCAAAUUCAUAUUUCCAAAUUAAAUAUCUCGUAGCUCGUGCGAAAUCAUUGUCAGUAAUUUAUUUACAAGCUGACGUUAUAAUUGAACGAAAAAAUUGUAUAAUGUAUCUACUUACUUAUUAAAUAAUUGUGUAACCAUUACACAUGUAAUAAAAAUCCAAUGUUGUCAAUAAAA